UCCGGCGGCGCGCGCAGGCGGCCCGUGACGUCAGGCGGCCCCGGAAGGGCGGGGAGGGGGAGGGGGGACGCGGGGCCGGUCCGGCCGAGUCUGCGGGUCCGGUGCCCGCUCCCGUGUCCCGGGCCCCGCCGCCAUGACGCUCGCCGUCUUCUUCGGGUGCACAUUCAUCGCCUUCGGGCCGGCCUUCGGCCUCUUCGUCUUCACCAUCGCCCGCGACCCCCUCCGCAUCAUCAUCCUCAUCGCCGGGGCUUUCUUCUGGCUUGUGUCGCUGCUGCUCUCUUCCCUCAUCUGGUUCAUCGCAGUCAAAGCCAGUGACCCCCGGGAUGAGCCCUUGCAGAAGGGGCUCCUGAUAUUCGGGGUGAUGUUCUCUGUGCUGCUGCAGGAGGCCUUCCGCUUCCUCUACUACAAGCUCCUCAGGAAGGCUAUCGAGGGGCUGGUGGCCCUCAGCGAGGAUGGCUGCUCCCCCAUUUCCAUCCAGCAAAUGGCGUAUGUGGCUGGUGUGGGCUUUGGGCUCAUGAGUGGCGCCUUCUCCAUGAUCAAUCUCCUGGCUGACGCGUUGGGGCCCGGCACUGUGGGGAUCUAUGGGGACUCGCAGCUCUACUUCCUGACCUCAGCUUUUAUGACCAUGGUGCUGAUUUUCCUUCACACCUUCUGGGGGAUCCUCUUCUUCCAUGGCUGUGAGCAUCGGCGCUGGUGGGAGAUCACAGCAGUUGUUGUCAUGCACCUUGCUGUUUCGGGGUCGACAUUUUUCAACCCCCUGUACGUGGGCAGCCUGGUGCCUUCCUACCUGCUGAUGGCUGCUGCUGCCACCUGGGCUUACAUGCUCUCAGGGGGAUCUGCCCAGAACCUGCGACGCUUCCUGCUCUGUCUACGUAGUGGAGCCAGCCCCCAGCCAGGAUCCUGAGGCCCUGCGGGAUGCUCAUGUCCCCACCACCCUUGCCCUCCCCUCCAUCCUGGCAGCAAGAGUGGCUGUCACCUUCUCUGCAAUAUCUUUUCUCCUGCACUGGGGGACCCUGGCCAGUCCCAGUACAGCACAUACUGGGGUCUGGCUGUGGCAGCCAGCUGACAAGUGUGACUGGGGCUGGCUCGCUCUGAUGCCCCUUUGGGAGCCCCCGGAAAACGGCCUAGUUUUGGGGGACUCGGCUUUGCUGGCCUCACUGUGAGCGGAGCCCCAGUUUUCCUGCCUGGGAAGGAUGCUACCUUGGACUGCCAGAGGCCUGAGCCCAAAGAAACCCAUCGCUUCUCCCACCGCUGCAUAAGAUGCACCAUCCCCUGUGCCGGGGAGGGGAACCCGCAUUGCCUCCUCACCGCAGGUGGAGGAAUCAGCUUUGUGAAGUGCCUGCCAUGCUCUGAGUGAGGGCUGACCUCUGUGAUGUUACUUUCACCACCUCUUUGCCCAGCCUGGCUGCUCUGGGAGCUGUAGUCCUGGCGCUGGACUGUGGUGGCUGCAGCUAGCUGGCACCCUGAUGCAGGGACGAUGGUGCUGGGGAACUGGGAUGGGAGGAGGGUGGGCCCUAAGGGCCAAGCAGACAUAGAUGGUGGUGGAGGGCUCAGGAGAUGCAACCUUGCAGCAGAUGCCAGCACAGCUUGGGGAGGAGGUUCAAGGGACCAUUCCAGGGGAUUAUUGCUCUUUCCUGCACUCAGAUGGGGAUUUUUAGGCAGGCACUGGCCCUGAUGCCCAGCCACAUGGCUCAGAGGGAGAAGCUGCCAUUGGGCUCAGGGCUGAGAAAGCUGUUUUAUCCACAGCGGGCUUUUAUACCAAUAAAAAGUACCACAGACAA
Messenger RNA from Columba livia (rock pigeon), 1781 nucleotides. Its product is annotated as gamma-secretase subunit Aph-1b. The record is from RefSeq and is a predicted model, not a curated record. The transcript is spliced from 7 exons. Gene Ontology annotation, cellular component: endoplasmic reticulum; membrane; gamma-secretase complex. Bases 134 to 904 code for a protein of 256 amino acids. Gene Ontology annotation, molecular function: protein-macromolecule adaptor activity. NCBI's taxonomy places the organism in Eukaryota, Metazoa, Chordata, Aves, Columbiformes, Columbidae. Gene Ontology annotation, biological process: Notch receptor processing; protein processing; positive regulation of catalytic activity.